UGAAAAGGGACUAUCCGUCAGUUCAGUGUGAGUGCACCGAAGUGACAGAGGGGAUACAGUUUUUCUUGUGUAACCGACGCGCUUGCUUUAUACAGUGGUUCAGGAUCGUGAGACUCCGAACAAGCAUUAGUUUGGGUUAGAAUAAUUAUUUUAGCUGGUGAAAUUUUGAUCGGUUGAUGCCGAGGGAAGCAAAACCACAGCCGCUAACCGGCUAGGUGAAGAGGCUACGGCCAAACACAAGGGCGAACUGUACUCUUGACAAAUCGAGAAGUCUUGCUAGCUGCAUAAGCUAAACAGGUGCUCCUCCACAGAGGUGUUUUGUGUUUCCAAGGUCUGUUCAGUUCUAUCGUGCCGUUUGAGGUCAUUUGCCGGCGUUUUUCUAUCAGAAUACAUUUGUCAUUGCUGACGAAGACAUGAAGAGUCUUCCGUACUUUUGCCGAGGAGAGGUCGUACGAGGAUUCGGGCGAGGAAGCAAAGAACUGGGCAUUCCCACUGCCAACUUCCCAGACUCUGUUGUGGAACAUCUUCCAGCAGAUAUCAGCACAGGGAUCUAUUAUGGCUGGGCCUGUGUGGACAAUGGACACAUUCACAAAAUGGUUAUGAGCAUUGGUUGGAACCCUUACUACAAAAACACUAAGAAGUCAAUGGAGACCCAUGUGAUCCACACAUUCAAAGAGGACUUCUAUGGACAGAUCCUCAGUGUUGUUAUGGUGGGCUACAUCCGUCCAGAGAGGAGCUUCGACUCACUCGAAGCCCUAAUAGCUGCAAUCAACAAUGACAUCGAGGAGGCCAAGGUGCAGCUGGAGCUCCCGGAGCAUCUCAAACUGAGAGAAGACAAUUUCUUCACUACAGCCCUCAGUACACCGACAACCACACCCACCACCACCACCACUACCACAUCUCCAUCAAAAACAAUCAUGAACGGUCACUGACAGCUGGCUGUUUCUGCUCUGUGCAGGCUCUUUCUUUGUCUCUCGCACUCUCUCUCUUUCUCUAUUUCUCUCUAUCACACACACACACACACACACACACACACACACACACACACACACACACACACACACACACACACACACACACACACACACACACACACACACACACACACACCAGAACAGCAAAGAAAAUACACACAUGCCUAAGCAUACUCUAAAAACACACACUUUUUUAAAUCUUUAUUUUGAUCUCCCAUCUUUUUGCCAUAGUCUUGGUUAUGAAUGGGCAAAACCAUGAACCACUAUUCUUUGUUUUGUUUUUUGUUUGUUUUGGGUUUUUUUUGUUUUUGUUUUACUUUCUUUUCCAACUGUGUUGCUGCAUCUUGUUUUCUUGGCCUGUCAAUAUGUCCAGUGCGGGCUGAGCUCAGAGUGCCUACCCCUUCAUGAGUUCAUAGACGAUGUCUGGUUUUGUGUAGUAACAUCAAAAUACCUCAUCCAAAAGCUUAAUUACAUGUGGUGUGGUGGCUUUGGUUAAUCUGUUCCAAUCAUGUGUUUUUUAUUUUUACCCAAACUCCCUGACUUAAAAAAAGAAAAAAAAAUGAAACUCUUAAAGUUAGGUGUUUGGAAUAUAAAUAGGCAUCUUGAUACACCCAUUGUAAGUCGUGAAGUCUGCUGCACACUUUUAGUACGGUUCAGUUAUGUUGGAAAGCACCCAAGUGGACCUUUUAAGGGACAGUAGAGAGCACAGAAUUAGAAACUAGUCAGCAUCGUUUACUUUGUCUUUUUGAGUGUUAAAUGGCAAGGAUCGAACAUCUGCUGUGUGUUUACCUCUCGCAGUUUUGCCCUCUUGGUCACAACGGUUUCUUCCGUAAGCACUAUGUGACCAAGGUCAAAUACAUCACUUAUUCAGGUCCCCUGCUGAGAGUUGCUUUGGCGUUAACUGUUGGGAGAAUGUGGUUGAUUUGGGCAUUAUAAUUUGUAACCCAAACUGUGAACUCAGAAUGCACAGCAAGAUGAUUUUAUGCAAGAAUGUGGCUGCAACAAUCGUGUGCGUGUGUGUGUGUGUGUGUGUGUGUGUGUGUGUGUGUGUGUGUGUGUGUGUGUGUGACUGUGUUUAUGUGCACGCGCAUGCGAACACAGAGUCAGGCUGCUGUCGAACUAGAGAAGUGUGUAUUGCCACAGUCACUUCCCUGAAACGUUUCCCUUCUUCUUCACUUUUAUUAUUAUUAUUGUUUUGUUCCCUUCGCUAAAGGGUGGCUGCAUUUAGAGAAAUGAAUCUGAAAUAUGCAGCCGUCUCCUCAACAGUGUGAUGCUGGUUUAUUUUAUUUUAUUUUUUGGAGUUAAGAUCUUUAUUGGAAAGCCCUACAUCCAACCUUCAGACAUCAUAGUACAUUUUAAAUAGUUCAGCAGAGUAACAAUAACAUCACCGAGCUCUCCGUGGUUGGGAGAGAGCGAGAGAGAAUAGAUCAGUGGUUUUGGUCCAUUACAGGGUCCAUACUAUUAGAACAAACAACCAAAGUACUUGCGUCAUAACCAACAAGCUAAGUCAGCCUUUCAUGAAGCAGAGAGUAACUAAGUAAUUACCCUUGAGAUUUUGUAGCGAUGAUAUUUAAUGACAUCAGCAUGUUGGUCAUCUGAAUGUGUCAAGUCGACGCACUGUCUCACUCCUUCCUUAAGUUUUAGUGAUAAAUGGCAAAUUGUAGGUGAAACAUUUAUAUGAACUGAGCUUAACCUUUACUGAGCUGGCCUGCUGUGUAGGGGCUGUCAUCCCUUUAUCAGAGAUGGGACACAGAUACAUGAAAGCAAAGUCCACGGCCUCUGUUUUCACCUUUCCCUUGGUACGUCUAGAAGAAAGUGGUCUUCAAACUGUGAUUGGUAGCUUACAUUGUCAGGGAGGUGAGGGGGUGAUUAUGUAGAAACUAAUACAGAACAAUCUGCAUGCAUGCAUCAUGCUCUCAAUGGUAAUCAUGUUUCUGACAUGUUUGACUAUCUUAUGAUGUGGCGUAUUCUGAGUCUUUUUUAUUUUUAUUUUUAAUGAUCGCUUAGAAGAUUAGACAUGCCCCUUGUGCAUGUUGUUAAAAAAAUGCAACCCAUGAAAUUAUAAAAUUGAAUGUAUUAAUUGUUGUGGCCAUAACAGCAGACGAGCGGGGACGAACGGUCGAGGUUGCAUCAGCCUCUGCAGAUCUUGCUCAGCCUCCGUGUGCACGUGGCGUCUGUUCCACCCGCGCGUCCAAUUUUUUGUAGCCCUGUACAUAUUUUAUUUUGAGGCAAGCUUAGUGAUUUGCACUUCAGAGUCUACUAUUUGUGUGUAAGUCUUUAUGUUGUAAAGAGCGUUCGAUUGUUUUGUUGAGGGACUCAGAUUUUGCAUCAGAGGUUACAGACAUCCUGUUAAUACAGCAGCCAUAUUAGCCACAGCCUUCCCAGUUCUUAUCUGUACAAUCUGAGAUGGCACCUUGGAGUUCUGGUAUGUCUUUUUUUUUUAGGGCUACAUUAUUAUUAUUUUUUUAAAAUUCUGCUUUAACCUACUUUAGUGAUCUUUAUCAUCCCUGAAGAGAAAAAUCAGUUUGCAGCUAUUAGAAGUGUUUCCUGGAGAGACGACAGACGGAAACGUCAGUGUCAUGUAUCACACUCUUCAGAUGAGGCCGACAAGGGCAUCCAGGUAGUGUAGCAGUCUACUCCGUUGCCUACCAAUGUGGGGAUCUCUGGUUCGAAUCUCCGUGUUGCCUCCGGCUUGGUCGGGCGUCCCUACAGACACAAUUGGCCGUGUCUGCGGGUGGGAAGCCGGAUUUGGGUAUGUGUCCUGGUUGCUGCACUAGCACCUCCUCUGGUCGGUCGGGGUGCCUGUUCGGGAGGGAGGGGGAACUGGGGGGAAUAGUGUGAUCCUCCCACGCGCUACGUCCCCCUGGUGAAACUCCUCACUGUCAGGUGAAAAGAAGCGGCUAGUGACUCGACAUGUAUUGGAGGAGGCAUGUGGUAGUCUCCCUGGAUCAGCAGAGGGGGUGGAGCAGUGACCAGGAUGGCUUGGAAGAGUGGGGUAAUUGGCUAAGUACAAUUGGGGAGGAAAAAAAAAAGAAGAUGAGGCCGACAAAGAUGAAACGACCGAAACAAGAACUCGUCCCUUUGGUCCGUUCGUGGAGACUUUUCUGCCGUGGUUGUGCAUUGACAACUCAUCUGAAGCACUUGAUGUACAGAAAGAAUCUAUUUUAUUUUUUAAAAACAUUUUUGUAUUUGCUGGCUGUAAUGUCAUGCUUUGUCAAAACAAUCUUGAAGCUUAAUGUCUUUGCGGAUGAUAUUGUGAGACGGGAUGAUGUCAGGAGUGCUCAAACAGGGUCUGCUUUGGUGUGGUCGGGUUUGGGGACUAGAAACCCAAAGACACCACUUGUAAAAGUGAUAUGGUAUGCCAUAUCAUUCAUUCUUUUUUUUCUUUCUUUUAUUUGUCUCUACAGUAUGAUAAGAGGAAUUAAUGGCAUGAUUCAACAAUGGGCCAUUUUGUGUUUGCAUUAUAUAUAUAUAUAUAUAUAUAUAUAUAUAUAUAUAUAUAUAUAUAUAUAUAUAUAUAUAUAUAUAUAUAUAAUCCAGCUGAUGAUUGCUUAUGGCAUGAAACAGGCUUGUACUGUCUCAUAAAGAAUUUACCUGACUCACCUUGUACUGUCUCAUAAAGAAUUUACCUGACUCACUGGAUGAGUCAGGUAAAUUCUUUAUGAGACAGUACAAGCCUGUUUCAUGCCAUAAACAUUCAUCAGCUGUCAAUACAGCUACUCGGGAAAGGAUAUAUAUAUAUAUAUAUAUAUAUAUAUAUAUAUAGGAAUUAUUAACUGAUACAAUCUAAUUUGUUGUAGUUUGCUUUUUGUUACAAUCUUUAAGAUGAGAUUUUCCCCCACAUUGACUCAAAUGCUUAAUAUUCAGUUCAAGGUAUCUGUUGUUGGUCUUUUAUUCCCACCAAACAUUUGAGGUGCAACUUCUCCUUUUCAUAUGAUAUUCCAGUUGGCACUGUGGUAAAACCUGUACUACUAAUCCACAAUGCAAAACAUCGUCUGGAUUCUCUUGAUAAAGUUCCAGAGCGUUUACCUCCUGAAACUAAUAAUCAGCUUCUCUAAUUUCUAAUUUGUUACUGAAUACCUCAUAAUCCAUUAACCUAUUUUACUGUAAGUAGAACAUGAUUCAGAAAUAAUGUUUGUGUCACAGUUUUGUUUUUUCCAUUUGGCACAACAGGCAUGGAAAUACUGAUAUUAUCUACUGAUAUUUGUCUAAAUUGUAAUGUCCUCCUAUUAGUGUUGGCCCGUAGCUACUGACAUCACUGUUUAUUGCUGGUUAAAGCGUUUGAGAAGAGUGAUGCUAGGAAAAUGUUCAGGUGCCCAGGUGUGGGGUAGUGGUUUAACAACCAUCUCUGCAGACAUAUUUGGCUAACCUGUCCCAGGAUUAAAUCCUGGCGGGACUCAAAACUUCUUCCCGUCUCAAGAAAACAUUGCAUUCUUUAUCUAUUGUAAUCUGAGAGACCAUUCCUUGGACAUGACGUUGGGCUUUGGCGUCUCUGCCAUGUCUCGUGUCCCCAGUCGGUCCCGGUCAGUCAGGGUUUUGGGUCAUGGUCUGGCUGUGUGAGCACAGCAGCCGUGGGUGUUGUGUACUCUGUUGGUGCCGAAUAAACAAUGAGUAACCUGUAGAUUCCUAGAAAUGAACUGAAAAGCGAACGACUGAUGUUGUGAUAUUGUUAAUGUCAUUUUCGACUGAUGAUUCAUCUGGUCAGAGAAUCAUCUUUCACGUAUCCAUUUGCCAUUAAAAGCUACUGAAGUAUGUGGAUGCAGUUUGUUUUUGUCCAGUGUUUGUCCUUUGUAUUUGUGAAAGCCGACCUCAUGCAGUAACUCUAUAGGGGGUGUCGGUGUCCCUGCAAGGAUGGGGAAAAAUGUCCAAAGCGGUAACCUUGUAAGCACAAUAUGUUGGAGAGAAUUUUAUUUUUACAUUUAGUUUUAAAGCAAAGAUGAAUGUUAAGAUAAGGGACUGAAUAUAAGUAAAUACAUAUAUUCUAAUGUGUUCUUGGUUAUGAAGGAAGCUGGACCAGCGGUAGGUGUACCCAGAUUAAAGUUCGUGUUUCACAGUACAUGAGAUAAUCUGGACUCGGGUUAUAGUCUCAGGGUGAGGGUUUCUGAGGACAAACCUGCUGUGUUGACACACCUAUGGUAGAUCCUCUGUGGGCUUUUCAUGUCAAGUUGUAUUUCAUGACUUUAAUCUGUCAACUAUUAACAUUUUCAUUCGGCGUAAUCUUGUAGAGUUAUGAAGAAAAAAAGGGUCUUAAACUUGGAUUAUAGGCUGUACUUGUGCUGUAUUCAACACACCUCGGCUGAUUGAUAGAAACCCAGAAUAUUUAGAAGCAAAAUUGUUUUGGUAACAAAUCUUACAUAUGGUAAUAGCAGACUCAUUUUAUGCAAAAACAGACAAUGAAUAUGCAUUAACAUUUACAAAGAUAUUAAGUUUUUAAUUUGAGCUGGUUAUUCCACUUCAUUUUGAUCCGCAAGUUCUCCUCAGAAUAUGAAUCCUGAGACGCAGAACAUCUGCCCGAUGAAUAGUAUUUGGAUGUCAGAGAUAAUUCCUCAGUGUGUCUAUGGAUUAUUCAUUAAAAUGAACUGAACUUGG
Molecule: messenger RNA, 6563 nt
Organism: Lampris incognitus (smalleye Pacific opah)
Lineage: Eukaryota; Metazoa; Chordata; Actinopteri; Lampriformes; Lampridae
Gene: rfk
Product: riboflavin kinase
Exons: 4
Coding region: 414-932 (172 amino acids)
Biological process (GO): FMN biosynthetic process; riboflavin biosynthetic process
Cellular component (GO): mitochondrion
Molecular function (GO): riboflavin kinase activity
Source: RefSeq, a predicted model, not a curated record